Molecule: messenger RNA, 609 nt
Organism: Paramecium tetraurelia
Lineage: Eukaryota; Ciliophora; Oligohymenophorea; Peniculida; Parameciidae
Exons: 4
Biological process (GO): intracellular protein transport; vesicle-mediated transport
Cellular component (GO): cytoplasm
Molecular function (GO): GTP binding; GTPase activity
Source: RefSeq, a predicted model, not a curated record
AUGGGGGCACUUUUAGAUGGAAAUAAAUAUGUUCAUGUAUUACUUCUUGGAGCAUAAGAUGUCGGAAAAACUAAAUUCUUAUAUGAAGGAUUGCUUCAAAACAAAUAUAAGGAUCCUCCUUAUAAACCAACAGAAGGGUAUAACAUGGAAUGUAUGAAAUAUGAAUAAACUACGUAUGCUUUAUGGGAUCUGGCAGCUUCACCUGAAUUCAUGACACUUUGGCAUGUGUUUUAUUAGUUUAUUCCAUUUAAAGUUACCAUCUUUGUUGUUAGAGUCAUUAAAGGAACAAAAGCCUAGAGGUCAAAACAUUUUGAUAGCAUGGGGUAAUCAAGAUAAUUGUUACAUCGUUUGAUGACUCUCGAAGUGUUUUAAACUAAACCUCUCCUUCUUUUAGUGAAUAUCGAAAAAGAUCAAAGUAGUUAACAAGGUGAUAAGCAAGAGGCACUCAAUGAAGCUAAGGCUUGCUUAAAUUGGGAUGAUAUCAAAGUAAGAGACAAAUAAGCAAUCGUGCUUGAUGUAAAUGCCUAUUUGGAUCAUGAAUAAGUGUUAAUGGCUAUGGAUAAAAUGUAUAAAAAAGCAGAAGAAGAAGAUAGUAACAAAAAAGAGUGA